Messenger RNA from Armigeres subalbatus, 912 nucleotides. RefSeq lists its product as uncharacterized. The record is from RefSeq and is a predicted model, not a curated record. The transcript has a single exon. Lineage: Eukaryota; Metazoa; Arthropoda; Insecta; Diptera; Culicidae. The coding region runs from base 61 to 912 and encodes 283 amino acids.
CCGCACAGUCGUUCAGUGAACACAGUUCUUCGGCUCUUGUGACGAAUCCACUCGGCGAAAAUGUCGCAUAGAAAGAACACGCUGGUUGUGGACUUUAGUGUUCUCCCAAAACGACCCCCUUUAGAGCAGGUAAAGAAGUUCCUGGAGGAGUCCAUCAAACUUGACAUGGCUGAUGUUAAGAGUAUUCAGCUGCACAAUCUCAACAACUGCGUGUUUAUCGAGAUGAACGAUGCAGGUGUAGCUCCACGGCUACAAAAGCAAAACCACCUGAAACACUCUUUCCUUCACCUGGGAGUAUUCUAUCACGUACCAGUGUACGUCGAUGUUCCAACUACUACAAUAAAACUACACGACCUUUCGCCACGCAUGCCGAACACCACCAUCUCCAACCAUCUGAAGCAAUACGGUAAAAUAAUCUCCAUACAAAAUGAGACGUGGAAAAACUUCUUCCCGGGAGUGCUGAACGGUGUGAGAGUAGUGCGGAUGAUGGUAGAAAAACCAAUACCUUCACGCAUCGUUAUCGAAAACGAACCGACGCUAGUUACUGGUCAAAAACCAAACAAUCAGCCGCAACCAAAGUGCCCAGUGGCGGCUGCAGAACGCACAUCAACAAUGCCAUCAAACUCAUCCAAGCACACCACUACCGACCCUCUGUCAGUGCAAACGGAAACAAUCGAAAGCGAAAACGACGACGACGAAAGUGACGACGACGACAACAUACUAUUUGGGCCCGGCACUACUGCAGCCAGCGCGAAAAGGCGAUUGCCAGCCGCAUCGGAAACAGCAAGCGAUACGCGAGACGAUAAUAUCCCGAAGAGAUCGUGUGGGGAUGACGUGUACGAUACGAGCAAUAGCAGAGAGCAGAAUGAAUCGGACUGGAAAACGUACAACACCAGAUCGAGAAAAAAAUAA